CUUUCUUCCUUUACAUCUCCUCCUUUAGAUUUGUUCUCCAUUAAUGCUUCUUUUUCGAUCGGUACGUCCUGCUGCUUCUUCGACGGUAAGCGAUAGGAAACUACGAAUGUACUUCUUUCUUCUUCUUUUUUUGGGUGUAAUUUUCGAUUUAUUAGAGCAAUCGAAUAGAUAACUUUCGAAAUCCACUCCUUUAGUUAGGAAAUUACUGCUCAUCUUCGUGUUAAUUUGAAGAUCAAAGCUAAUAAUUAGGCUAAUGGAAGACUUUCGUUAUCGGCGAUUGUCUGUCUGUUUCCAGCAGCGGCGCUCUCGCAAUUAGCGUCUGUGAUAUGGCGAGGCUUAGCUGUCAUGUCAUUUCAAGCCUUGUUCACGCCUGCAUUCCUCUCCCGAGUACAGGGGAACGGGAGACAAGGAAGGACAAUAAUGUAAAUUAAUAAAACGAGGUCACCCCAGAUACUCACAAUCCACCCUAAAAAAUAUAUAUAUAUAUAUAAUAAUUAAAUGUCGAAAAUGCAUUUACACCCAACUUUAAGUGAAGGUCAUGGCCUUUAGGGGACAAGCAAUCAGUGAGUCGAUGUCGCACCGAUCCGUCGAUGGAAAGCCAGCGCCUCAAUUCUCACGCGGUUUCACAGCACGAUAAACAAAUUGUCACCGCCAACUAUGGCGGCCGAUCGAGUGCACCCCAGAUACUCCCCACCCUCCUCUGGCGAAUCCUCAGCGACGUUCUCUGACAGCCAGUCCCUCGGCUCAUCCAGGCCCUCCCAACCGCCCCCGGCAAAGCCUGUCCCCCCACCGCUCGGAGCGUACGUCGUUCAGAUCCCCAAAGACCAAAUCUACCGCUACCCGCCGCCGGAAAACGCCCGCCGCUACCGCAAGAAACCCCGCCGCGGUUCCUGCUGCCGUUGCUUGUGCUGCAUUCUCGCCGUGCUCGUGGUCCUCGCCGCCGUCGCCGGCGUCCUCUACCUCGUCUUCCGUCCAAAAUCCCCCAGCUACUCUGUCGAGGACGUCUCGAUCCGAGGCUUCAACCUGACGUCUCCUUCAUCGCUCUCGCCGGAAUUUGACGUCACUGUGAGAGCCCAAAACCCUAACGACAAGAUCGGCAUCUACUACGAGAAGGGAAGCUCAGUCACCGUCUAUUACUCCGACGUCGAGCUCUCUAACGGAGCUUUGCCGGUGUUUUACCAGCCGUCGAAUAACUUCACGGUGUUUCAGACGGUGUUAAGGGGCUCCAACGUUCUCAUGGGGACGGGCGAUCUGUCGGCGUUAGUGGCGGAUCAGAAGCAACGGAAGGUGCCAUUUAGGCUUAACCUGGAAGCGCCGGUAAAGAUCAAGGUCGGCGCCGUUAAGACAUGGAAGAUUACCGUUAAGGUUAAGUGCGGGGUGACGGUGGAUAACUUGACGGCGUCGUCGAAGAUUGUCUCCAAAGAGUGCGAUUACAGUGUGAAGAUAUGGUAGAAGAAGAUAUAGAUCGAUUUAAUUAGCUACAUACAUAAUCGAACUGUUUAUUACAUUUUCCUUUUUUAAAUAUUUUAUAUUCAUAUUUGGUUCACUUCUAGUUCUGGUUGUUAUAUAUCAUUUCAUUUGGGAGCUAAUUAAUUAUUCGUUUUUAUCUUA
Diospyros lotus (date-plum) is the source of this 1611-nucleotide messenger RNA. RefSeq names its product NDR1/HIN1-like protein 13. The coding region runs from base 658 to 1452 and encodes 264 amino acids. Lineage: Eukaryota; Viridiplantae; Streptophyta; Magnoliopsida; Ericales; Ebenaceae. The record is from RefSeq and is a predicted model, not a curated record. The transcript is spliced from 2 exons. Gene Ontology annotation, cellular component: plasma membrane.